AUGCGUUUUAUCUCGGGAGUUUUAGCGGCACUUGUGGUGACAACAAGCGCACUGCCAAAGCGGGCAUCAGACCGUAUGCAGUGGAAUGAGACAUGCGUGGGCAUUGAAAGCAAAUCCAAGGAAAACUGGAAAAAGACGGAGAUCGGCGAAUGGUUCAUUGUUUCGGCAAAUGCAGAGGACAUCUACACCAAGGAUAUUCAAAAGACGAUCCAGUCUUGGGAUCACCCGCCUAGCCUUUAUGGAUUCUAUUGUUCCCCAAUGAGCCACUGUGACGCAAACCUGGACAAGGACCAAUGCCUCGAGCCACAUGCCGGCAGCCGACCUGGGCUGUAUUUUUUGAUGUGGUCCAUCGCCAACUUGAACAAUUGGAUGGUGUCUGUAUUGGAAGCAGUAGAUCACACAGCUGGUGUGGCUAACGGCCUUGCUGCUGAUUUGGUCAAGAACUUUGCCACAAAUAUGGAAAAUAUCCCUCUCGUCAAUGCCGGCCCCUCCAUGGCUGCAGGGUUCUUGGGUAGUCUUGCUGCAAUUUUCCCGCCUGCUGCCGCAGUUGGAGGCCUCGGUUCAGGCCUUGCGACCGUUGGAUCUGGCAUUCUCUCCCUUACCUCCAAUAAUAAGCCUGUUGAGUUGGAACCCAAAUUCAACGACUUUGCCAAUAUCACCACGUAUAUUGCCAAGGCCUCGGAGGGAAUGCAAAACAGCAUUGAGACAUACACCCGAUGGCUUCUAACAUCAGUCCCAUCAAACGACCGUUCCAAUGGCAUCUAUUACGUUGAUGAUCCCAACUCUCUUCCAAACGUCCUUCUAAAUGGUGAUUUCGCGGAGCCCAUAACCUCGCCUAUCCUCCCAGAUAGCAUCUACGUCUCCCUCUUCAGUGCCGCAAUUGCCAUGCUCUGGAGAGGAGAAGCCGCGAGCGUCAUUAAAAUUACCCACGACGUUCCCUCUUUGAGCAAACCUAUCUGUGAAAACGAAGACGUCUUCAAGGGCAACAAGUUUUGCGAUAGUGAAGGGAAUGCCUAUCUUGUGUUCCGCUGGGAUGCUAGCUGGAAUGACACCCCCUGGCAAAAGGGUGUGGCAGACAAGUUCAAGAAGCUUAAAGGCGUGGACAAACUUGGGGACUACAGACUGACCAUCGAGACUGUCGCCAAGGCAUCUGAGUAUGCGAGCUCGAAGAACGGUGGUAAACCGUACUAUGAAUGGGACACUAACAGAGUCAUCGACCACAUGAACGAAGAUCCAAAUAAUAAGGUGCAGUUUUCUGGUUUCAACCUGCCCUUUUGUAAACUUGGCCCUAUGUGGAAUGGCGGACAGUAUGAGCUUCUUGAAUCGGACGAAUGCGAUGCCGAGUGUCAAACUAUUUGGGCUAUGCGAAAUUGUUUCCAGACAAUAGAUGAGGACCAUCCUGGUGGCGGCAUACUCCACUUCACAAAGGAGUGCGAUUUCAGAGAUUGCCCUAAAAUCUGCAUGGGUGGCUUCGCUGGCUGUUGA
Messenger RNA from Penicillium coprophilum, 1485 nucleotides. RefSeq lists its product as uncharacterized. The transcript has 6 exons. Bases 1 to 1485 code for a protein of 494 amino acids. The record is from RefSeq and is a predicted model, not a curated record. Lineage: Eukaryota; Fungi; Ascomycota; Eurotiomycetes; Eurotiales; Aspergillaceae.